Messenger RNA from Rhineura floridana, 4338 nucleotides. It is a transcript of the gene ATXN2L, whose product is annotated as ataxin 2 like. NCBI's taxonomy places the organism in Eukaryota, Metazoa, Chordata, Lepidosauria, Squamata, Rhineuridae. Gene Ontology annotation, molecular function: RNA binding. The record is from RefSeq and is a predicted model, not a curated record. Gene Ontology annotation, cellular component: cytoplasmic stress granule. Bases 883 to 3942 code for a protein of 1019 amino acids. Gene Ontology annotation, biological process: cytoplasmic stress granule assembly. The transcript has 23 exons.
GCCCCGCCCUCCACCAGGGACUCAUUGUGCAGCAACCGGAUUGACUCCUUCUCGUCCGCGCGGGCCAGCGGGAUCCGUACUUCCCUUCCCCCACCCUAACCUCACAAGCAAGUGCGCUCCCGAUAAGAAACAGAAAACUGCGGUGGAGAGGGGUUUGAAACCGCUCGUGUUGGGGCCCUCAACGCCAACAUCACCACUUCCUCCCUCCUCUCCCUGCCGCGCGCUCACUUUUUUAUAAUCUCCGUCUCCCCUUCCCCCAUCUCACGGCCUUUUCACUUAAAGCGCUGCCUCUUAAUUGGUUCAAACGCUCGAGACUUUUAACUUCUUUCCCUCUCCUCCCCCCCCCCCGUUCGUUGCGCGAGACCGCGAAAGGGCUAGGCAGGCAAUAAGCGCGCUCCGCGGGACUCAUUUUGGCAUCGGCCUAAGUCUACGGGCAUUUCGCUCUCCGUCGCGCGCAGGCAGGCAAGGCGAAGCGCGCUUAGAGCGGGAGGCAGUUUUGAUUCUCUCUUCCCCCCUCCCCUGCCGCCUUUUCCGAGUCUUUGCCCCUCCCACUUUUCCGCGACGGCAGGCCUCCCUGUCUGCCUGUUUCCCCUUCCGGGCCAGCAGGAGCGCGCUCGGUCUCGGCGGCUUGGUCUUAGACGCCUGCACGCCUUAUCUGCCGCAGCCGGUUGACCGGUUUGUGCCCCGUUUCCCACCCCCAGCCCUCAUCUUUUUCUUCUUUGCCUCCUCAAGCUGAAAAAAGCGGCGCUCAAAGGAGGGCGCGCGCCCUGAGGAGGAGGCCCUUGACUCUUUCCUCUCUUGUCCAACGGCCUUGCGCGCGUGCUGAGGGGGGGGGGUUCAGCCUGCGGCGUACGGCCCUUUUUCGCCGCCGCCAGCGCCGCCAUGUUGAAACAACCGCUACCGCCGCCUUCCCCUCAACCCAGUUCUGCCGCCUCGGGCCCCCCGCUGCCGACCACGCCGACGCCACCUCCCGCGGCCACCGCAGCAGCCGUCUCACGCAAAGCCAACCCACCCCCCGCCAGCCCCAACGGUAGCCUCAGCCCCGGGGCCACGGGUGGAGCCAGAGCCGCGACUGUGGCUCCCCCCGGGAGCGGAGGGGGAGGCCCCCCUGGAGGAAGCGGCACCAGGGGCCAGAGCACAGGCAAAGGACCUCCGCAGUCUCCUGUGUUUGAGGGUGUCUAUAACAAUUCCCGAAUGCUGCACUUCCUAACAGCAGUUGUGGGGUCCACGUGUGAUGUGAAGGUGAAAAAUGGAAACACAUUUGAGGGGAUUUUUAAAACCCUGAGCUCCAAGUUUGAGCUUGCUGUGGAUGCUGUGCACAGGAUGAUACCUGACCAGCCAGUAGGGCCCAGGAGAGAGGAUAUUGUGGACACCAUGGUUUUCAAACCUGCCGAUGUCAUGUUGGUUCACUUCCACAAUGUGGACUUUAACUACGCCACCAAAGAUAAGUUCACAGAUUCUGCCAUCGCCAUGAAUUCCAAGGUGAAUGGGGAGCACAAAGAGAAGGUGCUUCAACGUUGGGAAGGAGGAGACAGCAACAGUGAUGAUUAUGACUUGGAAUCUGACAUGUCAAAUGGCUGGGACCCAAAUGAGAUGUUCAAGUUCAAUGAGGAAAAUUAUGGCAUAAAAACCACCUAUGACAGCAGCCUCUCCUCUUACACUGUACCUCUUGAAAAGGAUAAUUCAGAGGAAUUUCGGCAGCGAGAAGCAAGGGCUGCCCAGCUGGCUCGAGAAAUUGAGUCAAGCCCUCAGUAUCGACUUCGCAUUGCCAUGGAAAAUGAUGAUGGGCGCACAGAAGAGGAGAAGCAUAGCUCUGUGCAAAGACAAGUGUCGGGAAGGGACAGUCCCAGUCUGGCGUCCAGAGAGGGCAAGUACAUACCACUUCCCCAGCGUGUCAGAGAAGGCUCACGCGGAGGUGUACGGUGCAGCAGUUCUCGGGGUGGAAGGCCGGGUAUGGGCUCCUUGCCACCCCGUGGAAGUGCUCAUCAUUCAGAAAGCAACACUGGCUCCAUUCCAGAGCAACGAGGCAUCAAUGGAGGUCCAUCCAGAAUGUCUCCAAAGUCUCAACGACCGAUUCGAGGGGCCAAGAGCAUGUCUUCCCCCUGCAGCCGUCCCAUAGAAGUCUCAGCUGCAACUUCUACAGUGGGCCGUCUCUAUGCUCCACGCUCUCCUAAGUCUGCCUCAGCUGUGCCAGUCUCUUCCCAGGAUCCUCCAGUGGGAUCAGCAGUCCCUGCUACUCCUGCAUCACCAUCUGAGUUGAGGCCUACCAUUGACUCUAGUGCUUCCCCAGCCCCACCUUCACCCAAAGUUCCAGCAUCUGCCCCUGUUGCUGCUGUUGAGGUUAAAGAGGUGCCUAGCUCUGCCUCUAAAGAACCCAGCAGGACCUUGGAAGCUAUGGGCCCCUCAGACUUGGUCAAACAAGCAAGCAAAGGUCUCCAAAAUGAACAGAAGAGAAAUCAGCUAGAGGAGCUGCGGAAAUUUGGAGCCCAGUUUAAGUUGCAGCCUAGCUCCUCCCCAGAGGCCACACUGGACCCUUUCCGACCCAAAGAGCCUCUUGAAGGGAAGGUGAAGGAAAAGCCCCCAGAGGCGUUGGUUGGAGCAGGGGGCACAUGUGAGAUGCCUGAUGAGUCCCCCAAGCCUAACUUAGAGCUGUCUGAAGGCAGCAGCAAGGAGGAGAAAGGGCCCUGUGAAGGAAUGGAACGCCAGACCCAGACUGCCAGUCCUCUAGGCAAAGGUGACACAGAUGACAAGGAGGAUGGUCCUGUCUCAGAGCAGGUGAAGAAGUCAACCCUGAACCCUAAUGCAAAGGAAUUCAACCCCUCAAAGACUCUCCUGUCUGUGAACAAGUCAACGAGUACACCCACGUCACCAGGACCACGCACUCACCCAGCACCCUCCAUCCCAGUGAUUACACCAGGGCAAAGUGGCAUGUACAGCCCACAAUACAUCUCUUACAUCCCACAGAUCCACAUGAGCCCAGCUGUGCAGGCACCCCAGAUGUACCCUUAUCCUGUUUCCAACUCUGUGCCUGGACAGCAGAGCAAAUAUCGAGGCGCUAAAGGCUCUCUGCCCCCGCAACGUUCAGACCAGCAUCAGCCAACCUCAGCUCCUCCCAUCAUGCAGGCAGCGGCAGCUGCAGGGCCCCCUCUGGUGGCUGCCACUCCAUAUUCCUCAUAUAUCUCCUACAACCCCCAGCAGUUCACAGGACAGCCCACCAUGAUGCAGCCCAUGGCACACUACCCCUCGCAGCCUGUCUUUGCCCCCAUGCUGCAGAGCAACCCACGUAUGAUGACUUCUGGCAGUCACCCCCAGGCCAUUGUUUCGUCAUCUACUCCCCAGUAUCCCCCAGCAGAGCAACCUACGCCCCAGACUCUCUAUGCCACAGUGCAUCAGUCGUAUCCCCACCAUGCCACACAGCUGCAUCCGCAUCAGCCUCAACCAGCUACCACACCCACGGGCAACCAACAGCAAGCGCAACAUGCCGCCCCCAGCCCUGUGCAGCACCAGGCUGGACAGCCACCUCAUUUGGCCAGUGCCCAGCAGCAGCAGAACCUGUACCACACGGCCACACUGACAGCUACACCACCUUCCAUAACGCCAGGGCCCAGUGCUCAGUCUCCACAGAGCAGUUUUCCCCAGCCAGCAGUCUAUGCCAUUCAUGCCCACCAGCAGCUGCAGCACGGCUAUACCAACAUGGCCCAUGUCACUCAGGCUCAUGUCCAGACUGGAAUUGCAGCUGCCCCACCACCUCAUCCCGGAGCUCCACAGGUCAUGCUGCUGCACCCCUCGCAGACCCAUGGUGGACCCCCACAGGGAGGUGUGCCCCAGAGUGGUGUGCCUACCCUUUCAGCCUCCACACCUUCCCCCUACACUUAUAUAAGCCAUCACCAAGUUCAAUCUCAUCCCUCCCAGCAGCUUCCAUUCCACCCCUCUGGGAACUGAUGUCCACGCUUCUCCCUGUGACCUGAGACCCCAGCCAGCUUUGGCUCUGUUGCUGGCCCCAAGCCUGGGCCAGCCCUCAUGCCCAUGGCAAAGGCCCCUGGAGGGGUGCAGUCUGACCCAGCCUGGCCCCCCUCGCCAAGCACCUUCCUUUCCGUUGGUUUAGUGAAACCCACAUGGGGCGCUGUCAGCCAGCGGGACGGAGCAGGGCCCCUUCCCCUUGCCUGGAGAAGGGCAGGUUUCUUUUCUGUUAUUUAUGACUCCAUUCGGGCUCUUAGAGCAAAUGCCACUUUCCCACAUUAACUUGACAAGGACAUGACCAGAUGGACAAACCUUGACUUUUUAUUAAGUAAAAAUAUUUAAAAACUUUAAAAAAAAAUAAAAUUUUAAACUAACUAA